Messenger RNA from Onychostoma macrolepis, 1149 nucleotides. Its product is annotated as hepatic and glial cell adhesion molecule-like. Lineage: Eukaryota; Metazoa; Chordata; Actinopteri; Cypriniformes; Cyprinidae. The record is from RefSeq and is a predicted model, not a curated record. Bases 158 to 1003 code for a protein of 281 amino acids. The transcript is spliced from 4 exons.
AGCAUUAUGGGAUGUGAAACUGAGCUACAGUGCGAAACUGGCUGAGCUGUUGUUAAACAAAGCGCGUUCUCGUAUAAAAUUGCGUGCACGUUCACGGAGGCGCGCUGUCUGCAGGACUUUAUUUACAGAUGGUAUUUACGAUAGUGAAACAGAAUUAAUGACACAUUCUUGUCGAAAACAGAUGCAGGCUGUCUUGUCCUGUUUGUGUUUUUCUCAUCUGGUUGGUUUGUUUGUUGUGGAGGCAAAUGUAGUGAAGUCAGUAUCAGUGAUGGAGGGAGAUUCUGUCACUUUAAAGACCGAUGUUGAUAAACAGGGAUAUGACAAGAUAGAGUGGAGGUUUGGAGAGGAGCGGAUCGCCAGAAUCAAGGGAGUGAAUGGUACACAUUAUGAUGAGGUUUGGAGAUUCAGAGGCCGACUGCAGCUGGACCACACCGGCUCUCUCACCAUCAGAAACACCACAACUGAAGACACUGGAGUUUAUCAUCUAAGUAUGAAGGUUGGAAAUGCAGAGAUACCCAAGAGCUACAGAGUUACUGUGUACGCUCCUCUGCCCAUUCCAGUAAUCUUCAUUGACACUUUACAACCUUCUUCAUCAUCUGAAAGAUCAUCGAGGAUCUUCCUGUGUUCGGUGGUGAAUGUGAGUCAUGUGACUCUCUCCUGGUACACAGGAAACAGUUUAUUGUCCAGCAUCAAUGAGUCUGAUUUCAGAAUCAGUCUCUCUCUUCCUCUGGAGGUGGAAUAUCAGGAUAAAAACACCUACAGCUGUGUGAUCAACAAUCCCAUCAGCAAACAAACUCAACUUCUCACCAACACUGAACUCUACUGGUUAAGUUCAGACUCUGUCCACUAUUGUGGCACUGCUGAAGCUGUGACCCGAUUGGUCGUCUCUGCUUUGAUGGGCGUGGCUGCCGUGGCUGCCAUUGUUGUUCUGGUUUAUGACAUCAAAUCCAGAACAGGAGAGAAGAGAACAGACAUCAGCUUAAGACAACGAUCAAUCAGAUAAUAAAAAUGUUAAACUGUCUUUUUGGUUUUUUUCUUUUGAGUACUUUUAUGUUUAGAUGAAAUUGUGUUGUGGCAGAAUUCUUCAUCUGUAUUCCUAAUGAUAAUGAUGCAAAUUUGAUGUCCAUAAAGCUAAGAACAUGAAAUGUU